Messenger RNA from Lytechinus pictus (painted urchin), 3215 nucleotides. RefSeq lists its product as uncharacterized. The record is from RefSeq and is a predicted model, not a curated record. Gene Ontology annotation, cellular component: membrane. The coding region runs from base 286 to 1590 and encodes 434 amino acids. NCBI's taxonomy places the organism in Eukaryota, Metazoa, Echinodermata, Echinoidea, Temnopleuroida, Toxopneustidae. The transcript has 7 exons.
GUACACCCUCGAUUUAACGAAGUUAAUCAGUUUUGCCGCCUUUCCGCUACUGUUGAUUCGUGUAUAUCUUCCCGAGUCUUCAAGAGUUAGUCAUUCUGUAAAGGAUUGUCGCAGGCAUGACAUAUAUCGCACCGCACACAUACACAGGUGGAUUUUGGAUGUGUAUUCUAUCCCAGGGGAACGUUCUUCCACAUUUUAUACAAACUUUGGAUAAAUAUCUAUAAAACAGCUGAGGGGUUCUGACUCCAAAUCUUUGUAGGCUUUUGAACUGUUGGAACCACUGAAAUGGACAGGAUAUUUUCGGGAUUUUAUCGUUUAACGUUCUGUGCGGCUGUUCUUGGAUUGGUAGGCUUCUCAUCUGCGAUAACUCGGUAUGACUGUGACUUUGGCCAAACGACUGGGAUUUGCGACUACACGCAGGAUACAGACGAUGACUUCAACUGGACAGGUCAGAGGUCAUAUUCAAAUACGAGACACCAAAACAUGGCGCCAUCAGAUACCUUCGUCUGCGCGUGCAAGGAAGGUAACCGGCCAGCGUCCGGUUCUGUUGCUCGGUUCCGAUCGGGUAUCUUCCCUGCCGCGGGCAAUUCCAUGGUAACCGUCUCCUUCUGGUAUAACAUCUACCGCCGGGAUGGCGGUGGGUUGCAGGUGUUUAUCAUGAAUCACGGCUCGACCAACGACAAGAGGAUGCUGAUGAGGAAGGGAAGCGAGGCAAGAGGAUGGAGGAGGGCUGAUUUCAAUGAAUCCGUCUCGGAACCGUUUCAGCUCAUAUUCGAAGCGACGGUAGGAGAGACUCAAAACAGCGGCGUUGCCCUUAGCAACCUGUCCUUUACGGUUUAUAGUCCUCGGAAAUUUACAGGGAGAAGUGAGCACGGUGGGAUAGUUGACGGAACUUCGACAUUGCCCGUAGAGGGAGCUGGUAAUAUUUCACAAGGAAUUUCUGAGGAUGCAGUACAUGGCCGGCCGUCUCUUGCAUUCCUGAUUGCCGUAGUCGCGAGUAGUGCCGUGGUCGUCAUCCUCAUUCUCUUCGUGGUCGUUGUGGUGUGCCUCGUUAGAAAGAUUAGGAUUUUGAGCUCCACCGCUCACCCUUACGAAGAGAUCUCAUCUAAUAAAUCAGAACGAGGCACCAUGGAGAUUGCCCCUCAGAAGGACGUCUUCAUCAACGAGAACGGCUCCACCUUACCACGCUGGAAGCACUUGUCAUACCUCUCCGCACACGACAGCAACCGCUCCAGCAUCUACGCCGAGAUCACAGAAGCCGAGGAGCGUCGUUCAAGGUUCCAUCGAUCGGGUACAGGUACGACUGGAGAUUCGUUCGUCACCGCGUAUUCCCUGCAGCACUUGAUAGACCGCGCCAACACAAACGUCAUCACCAAGUCGACGGAGACGUCCAGGCGACAGAGCGAGAGCGGAUGGGUGGACAAUGUGAUCUACGAGAGCGGAUCGGACAUGCGAGAGCUGACGGCAUCUGAAGAUAAACCUGACAGAGAAGUUCCUACCUACAGGAGAUUCACAGGUCCAGGUGCGUUUGGGUUUGGAGGAAUCAAUGCAGGAUGGAUAGAAGACCUGUCACGAUCAAGAACUCUUUGAAACGUCCCGUUGGCAUCAGUGUAUAGCCCAUUAGUUAUCGGUGGAUGAACAAUAAGCCGAAAACUCCAAUGCAACAACCGAUCUCUGCAGUAGUUACUUGAUAAUCUACGGCAAGUGAUGAGAGCACCAGAGUUGAAAAAGACACCAUGAAGGGAACGAAGGCUAGUUAUUCACAAUUCUAAUUCUCUGAGCACUCUUAAAGGACAUUUUAGGUUGAAAAAAAAAAACCUCAUGUGGAGCGGUCCGGUUGACUCUAUCCGUCAGUUGGUCAGGACUAGAAAGUAAACUAAAACUUAGUUCUGUCGAAGGUUCUUCAUUAUUUUCAUUGAAGAAACUAGAGUAGCUCCUACCAAUAUUUGAAAGUAAUAAUGUCAGAUGGUUCGAGUCCACGUAAAACAAAUCUUUCAAUUUCCUUAAACAUGUCCGCAUGGAAUCAAAAUUAUCCAAAGACUGUUUGGAGUAUAAAAGAAUAUGGUACCUGGUAUCUGGUACACUACCGGCAAAAACACCGAAAUUUCGAGGCAAUGUAAAAUUAUAAUGAACCGAAAUUGGACGGGCGGAAUUAAACCCAUUACUGAAUCCACUUCUUUGUUGUGCUUAAUUAUCUAAGGAGACGUGUAAAGUUCAGUGUACAUAUUUGAGUCUGUAUAUACGUUGUUGAGUAUAAUCUGGGAUAGGCUUUGUAAUAGAGAAGUUGAGAAAUACACCUUAGACACGACUUAGCUUUAUAAAUAUCGACAGAAGCGGCUUAGGCCUGCUUUUUAACUAGUAAAACGAAAUAAUACAAAUCUGUCACUAUUUCGUGACUAACUCAAGUCAUAUUGAAGUUUUACAUGACAAAACAAUGUGCACUUUUUUCUUUCUUCCCAUCUCAAGGUCAGUAACGGGCUUGCAAAGUUUACAGGUUGACCCCGAGAAUGACAUUGUACAUUUUCUGAUUUUCCUCUACACAUAAUAAGUUGUAAUUCUGCACCUUUCAAAUGCAAUAUUGUGAUCUCGUUUUGGGGCGCAACUUUGCACCCUGAGACACGUUUAAAAAUUUAAUGGCGCAGAUAGGUACAUUUUACACCCUUGGGCAUGUAGGGGGUGCAGAUGUGUACCCUUCAUGGAAAUCACCAAUUCUUAUGCAUUGUAAUACAAUGUUCUUAGUGUAUAGUGGGGAAAAAUCGGAAAAGGAAAAACAAUGCUAAUUUUGGGCGAGAUUAAUAUUCUUUUGGUGGGACACAUAUUCACAAAGACAAUAAUUUGUUAUUUGACCGAUCUUUCUUUAAGAGUGUAGGUUGGUCCUAACAAACACUCUAAAUUCCAAGGAUUUUAAAUAAAUCCAGAUAGGCUGUGAAUAGUGACCAGCCGAAUGUUAGAUUAAGAUUUAAACCUUGAUUUGAAUAUUAAUCUUAAAGAUUUGAAUUCAAAUGUUUUGAGAUUUAAAAGUUAAUCCUUAAGGUUUAAAAUAAAUCCUAAAUUCGGUUGGUCACUAUUCACAGCCGAUCUGGAUUUAUUUUAAAUCCUUGUAAUUCAGAGUGAAUCGGGUGAAACUCAAAUCAUCAUGCACAUGUGUAUUUCUCAUUUAGAUGUCAUCUUGCAGGGACUUUUGUAAUUUGAUAAUAUAAGUAAAUAAAAAUUUG